UUCGUUUUUAAGAGCAGAGCGCGGCUCAACUUCCCCUUGUGUGCUUUGUGCUGCCCUGCAUGGGAGACCUCUGAGCCUGGGCUCAGCCCUCUGCCCUAGAAAUCACAUCCUGGCUGCUGGGACAGGGUCUUGGGAGAGCUUCUGGAGAGUUACUGCGGGAGAGAAUAUUUAUCAGGAGUGAUUAAAGAAAAUGGAUCCAGACUUUUCAAAUGCAUUUACACAGCCUUCUACACUGGAUCAAUUCUUAACUGAGGGUGUCAUCACUAAAGGUGAGAAGAAGAAACUCAUAAAACAGACUUCAAACAACAACCCCAAACUGGAAGAAUUGAAACUGUUCUUGACUGAGUGGAUUAACAGAACUCUGAAAGAGGAGCACAUAGUGGUUAAAAGUCUGGAGGAAGACCUGUUUGAUGGGCUGGUACUUCAUCAUCUCCUGGAAAACUUAGGAUCUCUCAAGCUGGAUGUUGACAGGAUUGCAUUAACAGAAAGAAAACAGCGGCAGAAACUCUCUGUGAUUCUGGAAGCUGUGGCCAAGUGUUUGCAACUGGAAGAAAGUCAGCUGAAAUGGAGUGUGGAAUCUAUCUUGGCAAAGGAUUUACUGAGCACACUGCAUCUUCUGGUUGCAAUAGCAAAGCACUUUGAGCCCACCCUGGCUCUGCCUCCAAAUGUCCAAGUGGAGACAAUCACCAUUGAGACCACCUCUGGAGGAUUAAAGACGUCAAAUGGAGUGGAAUAUAUCACAGAAAACAAAGAGAAUAUAGAAGCACAGUCAAAAGAUGAUGCCUUUGAUGAAUUAUUUAGCUGUGCUCCAGAUAAACUGGAUGCUGUAAAAAAGGCACUUCUACAAUUCGUUGACCAGCAUGUUGGAAAAUUAGGAUUAAAUGUGAAAGACAUCGAAUCUCAGCUUUCAGAUGGGGUUAUCUUACUUCUCUUAAUUGGACAACUAGAGGGUUACUUCCUGAAUUUACAGAAUUUCUUCCUGACUCCAGCCAGCACCAUGGAGAUGCUCCAUAAUGUUAACCUGGCAUUGGAGUUGCUAGCAGAGGGAGGUCUUCUGAAUUUUCCUUUGAACUCUGAAGAUAUUGUGAAUGGAGAUACAAAGGCUAUAAUGCGAGUUCUGUACUGCUUGUAUUCCAAAUACAGAACCAAAGAAGCAUGAAGAACAAGGCCAAGGGCUUGAGCUGCCUUUAUUUUUGAUUUUUUGGAUUCCCAGCUGUGUUUGCCACUGUUUCUGGGCAUGCACUGGUGUUUGACACUUGCUGUAUUAACAUUGUAUAGCAAAUGUGUUGUUCAUGCAAGGUUUCACAUACACAGCCUGUACAACUGUAAAUGUGUGUCCACAGCUCAUGUACUGUGUAAUUCUAGGGAUGUAGCUCUUGUUCCAGAUCCUGCCUUCUGUUUUCUGUGAGCCCUGCCAGUGCUGCAAAGAAAUUAAAUGUGUGUUUAUUCUGGGCUCUGCGUUCUUUGCUCCUGAAGGUGACUUUGAAAGUUGCUGCAUCUUCCCCAUUUCCCUGCCUUGGGAAGCCUUUUGGAAAACUAGAGAGGAGAAAGACCCACCAGAGUGGGAAGGCUGAGACACACCUGAAGUUCAAAACCUGCUUUAGAGAGGUGGCCAGUGCUAUCAGACAAGAGGAUAUGAAUUGGAUGCCAAAUGAAUAGGUAGCAAAAAGGAAAUCUGAACUCACCAGCUGUUUGACAAACGUUUCAGGGCUCAUUUGCUCGAAUAUGGAAAAGGCAUCGGAAACAGGGGGUUUUCCUGCACAGCUAUAGAAGGAUGCCCUUAUUUCCUUGCUAAGCCAGUGCCAAACUGUGCCCAGCUCCAAUUGCAGCUCUGACACAAACUCUGGCUAGCAGGGAUGCCAAUCCCUGCCAAGCAUGUUGUGAGAGGGAGUCACAUGUCUGCACUUUGUCUGCAGUAAGAGGUGGGCAAUGCUGGCUGGGCUCUGCAUCUGGUGGAUGUAGAGACCAUUACAGGUGGCAGCAGUGAAUUCAGCUUCCCAGCACCUCUGACAGCUGAGUCAUCUCAAACUCCUCAGGCUCUCCUAGGUGAAUUUGUCCAGCCUCCAUCCCCAGCCUCUCAGCAGUUUCCUCUGGAUGCAUUGCGUGAAACUAGAGAUAUAAUUAGGGAAAAAAAAAAGCUUCAGGUUUUUUUCUUGCUUCUAUCUAAACUGAUUGAAUUUCCUGCCAUCGGUAACUGUGACAUUUGAUCUCUGUUCUGAUCCCCCAUCUGUGUGUUAAUGGGAAACCAGAGCUCUCCCAGUGCGAGUGCUGACAUUUACAGAGGAGAAUUUGUUGUGUCUACCUCUGGAUCGUGCAGCCCAGGGAAGAUCCUUAGAUAGCAAUGCUGGAAAGUCUUUUGAAAAUGGUAAAACUGCACAGCUGCUGGGAGAGGGAGCUGUGCAAACUGCCCCGAGACCAAACCCUUCUGCACCAAGAAUUAGUUCAUGACCUUUUUAUGGAGAAAAAUACAAUGUGUGGUGCCAAUGAGCUACCAAGAUCACUUGAUUCCCCAGCAAACGUUAGCUGUGUGUGCUGAUCUGGACAAUUUAAGGAAAGAACACUUUGCAAGUCCCCAUAGGCACCUUGCUUGAUUCCUUAAUGGGCUUCCAAGAAUCAGCUGGGAGACCUGAGAAGUUCAUUCUUUCUUCACAGAAUUUUAGGUUGCUGUAACACUGCACACAGAACAUGCAUUCAUUGUGGAAUGAAUUGCUAUGGAGCUGAUA
Messenger RNA from Catharus ustulatus (Swainson's thrush), 2723 nucleotides. RefSeq names its product parvin gamma (gene PARVG). Lineage: Eukaryota; Metazoa; Chordata; Aves; Passeriformes; Turdidae. The transcript is spliced from 13 exons. The record is from RefSeq and is a predicted model, not a curated record. Gene Ontology annotation, cellular component: focal adhesion; actin cytoskeleton; cytoplasm. The coding region runs from base 191 to 1159 and encodes 322 amino acids. Gene Ontology annotation, molecular function: actin binding. Gene Ontology annotation, biological process: establishment or maintenance of cell polarity; substrate adhesion-dependent cell spreading; cell projection assembly.